AUGCUGAAGGCCCCGCUGCGGCAGCCGUGCCUGCAGCCUCAGGCUGGCUGCGCUGCACCCGCCGAGGCCAUUCGCAGCCCUCGCGCCUACGGGGCCACUGAGCUGGACGUGGGAGAAGGACGUGGUCGCUUACAGGAAGGAGGGAAGAUGGGAGAGCGCAGGUGCCAGCAGCGCAGGGAGUUUGUCCCUUUCCAGCCAACAGAGCGGGAAGAGAAGCUGGAGCUGGAGGGUGGACAGGCGGGUGAGCGCUUGCAGCAGGAGUCAGGCGCGCUCACCAGAGAUGCGUCGUGCCUUGGGCUCGGCGGUGCCCACGCGGCAUCCACGGCGGAGCCCGCGCCCCUGAGCACCUGCCCGGGCUUGGAGCAGCCCCCUGCUGCAGCCAGCCCCACCACGGACCCGAGCCAGGAGUGGAAAGUGGUGAAGAUCAAGCGAGUCCUGGUGUCUCCCGUCAGCCAGCCCAGGAACGUGGGUCUCUCCCGGAGCGCCAGCCUCUCCGAGAAGGAGCUGCGGGAGGCGAAGGCGCGGAGCCGCCGGAUCGCGGCCCAGCUCACCACGGCGCCCGGCGCCAGCUCCAAGGGCGCGCUGCUCUUCCACCGGCGCAGGCAGCGCCUYGACGAGCUCUCCUGGGGCGCCGCGGCCGGCGGGGGUCAUGGUGCCACUCCGCCCCUGAGCGCAGCGCCCGCCGCAGCACCCCCCGAAGGCAGCAUGGAGGGAGACGGCAGCCCCGCCAUGGAGCGCGACGGGCYGCCCGCCCGCGAGGAGCCGCCCGCGGAGCUGCAGCAGGUGCCGCUCAGCGUCUACCUGAAGGAGAACAUGGCAUCAGCCAACGGGCUGCACGAGCCGGGCCCGCGAGAGACGCAGAGSGAGGGCGUGGGGCCCGCGGAGACGCCGCUCGCUGGCCCCAAGCAGAGCGACCCCGCCGCCAGCGACACCACCACAGCCCCCGCGCCUGAGGACAAGAAGGCGAACGGCACGCAGGGCAGGCAGUACUACGAGGUCCACCUCACCCUGGCCAAGCCCAAGCCGGUGAAGAACAGGACGGCCAGGCCCUUUGGCAUCCAGGGGUCCGUGGUGAAAAGCCAGCCUGUGGAGCAGGCCCCUGUGGCCGAACUGCCCCCGCCACCCACGUACGCGGAGACCCUGACGAGCCCCCCGCCGCUCACCCGCGUGCGCUCACCGCCCGCCUACUCGGCGCUGUACCCCGCCGGGGAGCAGAAACCGCUCCCGGCGCCGGGCAGGAGCCGCAGCCCGGCCCCCCUGCCCAAGACAGGCAUCCUGGAGGAGUCGGUUGCGCGCAGAGCCGGCAGAAAAUCCAUGUUCACUUUUGUGGAGAAGCCAAAGCUGGGCCCCAACCCUGACCUGCUGGAUUUGGUCCAGAACUCAGACAUCAAGAAGAAGCAGAAGGAGCAGGGAGAAGCUGGUGCCGAGGAMGAGCCCUUUGCGCUGGGGGCAGAAGCUGCCAACUUCCUCGCUGGCAGUGCGGCCAGGGCCGGGCAGCACCUCCCGCCGGCUGAGGACGCUCCAGCGUGGUCCUCCUGCCUCAAGUCCCCAACCAUCCAGCCGAAGCCCCAGAUCAAGCCCAGCCACAACCUCACCGAGGCGCGAGGGAAGGGAGCCGAGCUGUUCGCCAGGAGGCAGUCAAGGAUGGAGAAGUUCAUCAUCGAGGCUCCAUCUCAGCCUGACCUUCUGCGGUCCCCAUCACCCACCAUGUCUCUGCCUCCCUCCUGGAAGUAUGACACCAACGUUUGCGCGUCACCUAUGAUCUCCAGGCAUGCCUUCAAGAGUCCCUCCAGGCCCUUCAAAACCCCUCCGGCAUCUCUGUAUGGUGGGGGCCUGGUAGAGAACGAGGUCUCYCAGAAGGAGCUGGAGAUCUCCAAGCACCAGCCCUACCAGCUCCAGUCUUCACUCUUCAUCCUCUCCCCAUCCAAAGGGCCCCUGAGGUCCAUACCCCGCGAGACGCCUCCACCCAGGCCCGCGCUUCCCGACGCCUACCUGGACCCGCAGCAGACCUCCUGCCCCACCUCUCCCUUACCUCCGUCCCCUGUUUGGCAUCGCCCUGUGGGGCUUGGGGCCAGCGGGCCUUCCUCCAGCCCCUUCCCCACCGCCGCCGGGGCUGUGACCCCGACCCACGAGAGCCAGCCGGGCGCCAGGGUGCAGACGGACGUGCUCCUCGCCUCCCCGUGCCGCCUGCUCUCACCCAGGCCCAAGGGAGGCUUCCAGGCGCCCAGACCAUCCUACUCCACCAGGAACGCGGGGAUCGAGCCGCAGGAAAGGCGGUCGUCCCUGCCCGCCUCCCCCACGUGGACGCCGCAGCYGGCGCGGCGCCAGGGCAGCACCGACGGCUGGGCCAGCCCGGCCUCGGUGCCCGAGCUCGAUGAGGGGCCCCCCGCGUCCCCGCCGUGGAGCGAGCGCUCCCCGUCCCCGCUGCGGCACGACGCYGACGCCAGGGCCAGCCGCCAGAUGCAAGCCCGGCUCGCCAGGAACAUCAUCAACGCGGCGCGCAGGAAGAGCUCCUCUCCCAAAGCCGGGGGGACAGAGGGCUGCCCGCCUGUGGCCCCGCCGCCUGGCGCAGGCACCCCCAGCCUGCCGCGCUCCCCGCGGGCUGCCCCCGGCAGCCUCUCCCCUGCCUGCAAAGGCCCCCUGCAAUCGCCGCGGGCCARCGGCCCUGUGGCCGCCCGGGCCGGCUGGGCCGAUGGGUGCCGGCCGCCUCCCCGGGCGCUGCCGCCUGGUGCYUCCUCCUGCCCUGGCCCCCGGACGCUGGGCGGCUGCUCGCCGGCCUCCAAGAGCCCCCUGGCCUCGCCACGGGCGGGCGUGCGCUCCCCCGCCAAGCGCUACACCUCCCGCUCCCCGACGGACUCGGACGUCUCCCUCGACUCCGAAGACUCGGGCGCCAAGAGCCCCGGGAUCCACAGCUUCAACAUCUGCCCACGCGGCUGGAACGGGAGCCUGCGGCUGAAGCAGGGCGGGCUCGYGCCGGGGGCGCCCUGCACCUCCUAG
This is a messenger RNA of Nothoprocta perdicaria, 2997 nucleotides long. RefSeq names its product synaptopodin (gene SYNPO). The record is from RefSeq and is a predicted model, not a curated record. NCBI's taxonomy places the organism in Eukaryota, Metazoa, Chordata, Aves, Tinamiformes, Tinamidae. The transcript is spliced from 5 exons. Gene Ontology annotation, biological process: positive regulation of actin filament bundle assembly; modification of dendritic spine; spine apparatus assembly. Bases 1 to 2997 code for a protein of 998 amino acids. Gene Ontology annotation, cellular component: spine apparatus; stress fiber; actin cytoskeleton. Gene Ontology annotation, molecular function: actin binding.